Molecule: messenger RNA, 2625 nt
Organism: Vanrija pseudolonga
Lineage: Eukaryota; Fungi; Basidiomycota; Tremellomycetes; Trichosporonales; Trichosporonaceae
Exons: 5
Coding region: 1-2625 (874 amino acids)
Source: RefSeq, a predicted model, not a curated record
AUGCCAGCAAAAGCCCAUUUAGAAAAAUCAUUCCCAGCAAGGCCACCAAGGUCACGCCCAGCAUCAGGCAUCGCCGCCACCGGCAACACGGCGUCGGCGUCCGAAGCUUCGACCCCAACACCUGCCAGCGGAACCGGCAGCGGAGUUCGCCUCGGCCUCGCCGUGUCGCCUUCCGAGGCUUCGCCGCUUGGUGUAGCGCGCCCAGCUGCACCAAGUCGUGUCAAGAAGCGCAUCUCAGCUACCCCGACGCCGCGCGCAUCGCCAUCGCACGCCUCGCUGCAGUCGCUCAGCCAGGAGAGCCGUGCGGCCACGCCCGAGCGGUACACAGGAACCAUUACCGACCGGACUGACGACGAGCUGGGUCUUGCCAGUCGCCAGGCGCUCCAGGACGCCCUCCGUCGCGAGUGGCUGGACCGCGAGAAGUUCAUCGCACGGAUCGACGAGCUCGACGCUAUCCAGCAGACGCAGGAGGACAAGCUUGCUGACGGUGGGAAGGCUCUGGAGAGCACCCAGGGCAAGCUCGAAUCUGCCCUCAAUGAGCAGCAGGUGCUCGAAGCCGAGCUCGAGGCCGCCAACGACCUCAUCGACAGGCUAAGACAUUCCAGCAGCGAGGCUGAGCGCCAGCUCAGACAGUCUCAGCGGAGGUAUGCCGACCAGGAAAAGGCUUUCGAGGCUGAGCGUUCGGUCCACCUGGCCGAGCAGCAACACUUGCACCAGCGAAUCAAGUCGCUUUCUGCCGAGAGGUCCGCUCGGCCCAACACCGACGACGCACAUGCCGCGUUGCAGGAGGAGCUUGUGACUAUUACGGCGUCGCACCAGACCCUGGUUCAGCAGCUAACGACGCUUGCCGAUGAGCUUCACGAGAUCAAGGCCGAUAACUCCAAGCUUUUGGAAGAGAAUGAGAGCUGGCAAUUAUUGAUCGAGGAGCGGACCCUCGCUGGCACGAUGCGCGGCGGCCUGCUCCCUGCUACGACCGAGGGCGCGAAUGGCGGCGCGUCUAACGGCGUGACUGCCCCAUCGUCGAUUCGCGUCAAGGAGCCCAACGCUCUCGAGACUUUGGAGGAGCAGCUCGAGAUGGACGAGCUGCACUCGGAGCUCGAGCAGCAGCAGUCCAUCUUUGACGAGAGUGACCGCGUGCUCACUGCCGAGCUGCAGAGAGUGUCGUCUGGCGGCUCGUUCCUGUCGGCCUCGCCGAACAACGGCGGCAUGAGCGGCUCGCUGGCCCACGAGCUGGGUUCGAUUCCCUCGUUCGCCGAGCUCGACACGCUCAGAACCGAGAACAAGACGCUCAAGGAGUCGAACAAGGCGCUCGCGUUGUACUGCUCCAAGAUUCUGGACCGCAUUCUCGCGUCCGAGGGCUACGAGCACGUCCUUUCGACCGACUACCGCACGCGCCGUGGACUGCGUCCUUCGUCCACCAGCAGCAAGGCCAAGUUCAACAUUGAGGAGCUGGCAAAGACGAUGGAGACCAGCGGACCUCCCCCCGUUCCCGAGUUGCCCCCGAGACCCGCGCCUGUGGCUCCCGCUGCUUCCAAGCCUCGCCCGCAGAGCAUGCUUCUUCCGAGGUCCAAUUCGAGCAACAACGUGAACGCCAGGUCGGCCGGCGAUGUUAGCCCCCCGAAGAAGGACGAUGACAAGAGGGCCCGUCGCGGCUUCUCGAUCGACUUCCGCUCGCUGGGCUUCGGCCAAGCUGAGAAGCCUGAGCCCAAGCCCGUCCUCAAGCCUCUGCAGCUUGCUUCGCGUGCGGCGCCAGCUGCGCACCGCGACCCCGGACCACGCUCCUCUACCUCUUCCAUGCCUCCGCCGCCCCUCCCUAGCCCCUCUGUUGGCGUCGCGCGCAAGCUGGACCAGACUGAGGAGGACGAGGACGACCUCAAGGAGCGCCACCGGAUGCAGGCGGCUCUCAAGCUCAUGGGGAUCGACCCCAACGCCAACAAUGGCACCAUCCCGCCACCUCCGAGUCAGGUGCUGGCCGACAACGCCAGCGCCAAGGACAUCGAUGCGGCUACCCCGUCCUCCUCUGGGGCGGGGUCGUGGUUUUCCCGUCGCUUGUCCCGCCAACCCACCUCCGCCACCACUCCAGCUUCUGCUCAGAAUGCUUCAGCCUCCGAGUCCCCCGCCGUACCAUCCGACCGGUCGGAGCGCGGCCGCAGCACGCCACUCGCGCGUCUCUCGGUCGUCCUCUCCGCCAAUGAUGUUGCCGCCAUCACAGGCGGUCUUCAGCUGAGCGACGUCCACCCGGACAUGGACGACGGCGAGGCAGCUGCCGCCGCGCUCCGCGCAUACGAUGCGCGUGAGCGUGAGCAGGCGCGUCUGCUUGCCGAGGGCAAGUCGCAAGCGGCCUACACUUCGCCAUCCAAGGUGCUCCGCCCAAGUGUGGCGCGUUCCAACAGCACGGUCAGCACUGGCAGCAGUGACAUUGGUGGAACCGUCGCACGCAACUGGUACAACGGCGACGCACGCAACUCGUACAGCAGCGAGCCGCGCAACUCGUACACCGCCGACUUGGCGCAGCGCAACUCGUACACCAACGGUGGCAGCAAGCACCAGCCUCGUGCCAGCGUGAGCACGCUGUGGAGCAUGGGCUCGUCGACAAACGACGCGGAGCACCUGAUCGAGGCGUAG